Molecule: messenger RNA, 1230 nt
Organism: Macadamia integrifolia
Lineage: Eukaryota; Viridiplantae; Streptophyta; Magnoliopsida; Proteales; Proteaceae
Product: fatty acid desaturase 4, chloroplastic-like
Exons: 1
Coding region: 390-1148 (252 amino acids)
Source: RefSeq, a predicted model, not a curated record
CCAAGAGAAUGGAAUCUCAAGAGUAGGGUGGAGAAAUUCACCCAAAUUGGGUAUUUUCAAAACUGUCCCAGAGAUUCCAUCCCAUGGUAGCAGCUACUUAGCUGCAACCCAGGCAACAGCUAAAUUUUUUCCACAUACUCCAAUAUAUAAGCAGCCUAAGGGCUCUCGGUUGGUCUCCGCCACAUAUCGUCUCCACGGACAAUGUUUUCCCUGGCACGACCCCAGUGACGAACUCAAAUCUCCGAUCACAUCAUUGGUCUCUUCCCUUACUUUUUACUCCUCGACUACUGCUGCUUACUUAUAUUGCCCUUCGCACAUCAUAGCUUCCAUUGCGAACCACUCUUCAAUCACCCCAUCCCAAGCCCAUCUUACACAACCAUCAAGCCCAAAUGACCACCACCAUGCCUAUCGGAACCUCCAAACCCAUCUCGGCUGUGGCAACGCCAACCGAUCGUGAUUUUCAAUCAACAUGGACUCACCGCGCGUGGGUUGCGAUUGGGUGCACUUCCGUGCUUGUUUGUCUAGCAAAGUCGGUCAUGGCCGCUUCAGAGAGGAGCCCAGUCAUGUGGUUUGUGCCCCUUCUCGCUGGCUACUUCGGCUACCUACUUAUGGACCUUACUUCCGGAUUCUACCAUUGGGCGUUCGACAACUACGGCGAUGCCUCGACCCCCUUGUUUGGGUCUCAAAUCGAGGCCUUCCAGCACCACCACAAGUGGCCAUGGAUGGUCACAAGGAUCCAGUUCGCCAACAAUAUCCACAAGUUUGCACGGGCGUUGGCAUUCGUGGUUGUUCCCAUAGACUUUGUAAGCAAAGAUAUGGUUGUCCAUGCCUUUGUAGGAGUCUACUUUGGGUGUAUCAUGUUUAGCCUACAGAUCCAUGCAUGGGCCCAUGGGACCAAGAGUCGUCUCCCUCCAUUAGUGGUGGCGUUGCAAGAUGCUAGUGUGCUCAUCUCACCCUCACAACAUGACCACCAUCACCCACCUCAUAACAACAGUUACUGCUCAGUGAGUGGAGUAUGGAACGAGUUUCUGGAAAGGAAAAGGGUGUUUGAGAAGCUGGAAAUGGAAUUGUUCCUUAAGUUUGGGGUGCGACCACGGUCCUGGAACGAGCCCAGCUCUGACUCGACUGAAGAAAUUAAGGGAGAUUGAAACCAUAUCCGAGCCGUUUAUUCGGGCUAAAUGAUUUUUACAGGUUUUGUUUUUUAUUAUUUGCUGGUUUGUUUUAAUAGUU